UUCCAAACUUUCCGGCUUCUCUAUCCCCAUUUAAUCCCCAUUUAAUCGUACGUUUCAAUUGCUCAGUUAAAAACUCACCCUUGCAUUUCUCUCUUCCUUCACACUGGAUGAAAAUUGCUCAGUUAACCCAUCACACGUCUGCUACAAUUUUUUCUAUCAACCACUGGCUUCCUGCCACCCUUCUACCUUCGAAGCAGCUUCAUCCCACGGUGCCGGUAGUUCUCCAAAAACCAGGACUUCACUCCAGGGGAUGCCCCAUGAGCUGCGGAAAAAAUGGGUUCAACCACCGAGACAGGCUCCACCGUCUGUUGAUUCCUCGCCAAAAAGGAACUUCAGCCCGCUCUGCACGCAAACGGCCGCUUCACAGCAAGUCUCGCUCUUACAGGUCUACAAUAGAAAUUGCUAUUAAUUUCAUAUCCAUGUGAUGAUACUUUCUUACAAGAAAUGUGCUGGCAGAUGUAGUGUAUAAACAAUCUCAUUGGAGCUGGUGUUCUUUAUGAUGCAAAUGCAUGCCUUUUCUUCUUGGGAGUUCUCCAUGCUUUGUUUUUAGGAAUAGUAUCACCAUAGAAGCCACUCUUCAUGGUUCAGUUGGGGUUGAAGUGUGUGAAUCUUCUGGGUGAAUGAUAGUUGGGGUUGAAGUGUGUGAAGCUUCUGGGUGAAUUAUCAUUCAUGCCUGCACACAAACAUCUGUGUGAUAAAAAUACUCUUCAAGACUUAUAACUAUGCUUAUACUCUAUAUACGGAGUAUUACGAAUUAAAAUUUAUAAUAUGUUUGAAUGGUUUGACCCUAUUUUUGUUAGUUUAGUUACUAGCUUUUAUAGUUUUGACACAUUGUAUUAUGCUACUUUUGGAUGUUUCUAAUAUACUUAUCUUUCAUUCAAAAAAAUAUAAUAUCUAAAUAUCUCAU
Messenger RNA from Cuscuta europaea, 907 nucleotides. The record is from the annotation of a GenBank genome assembly. Lineage: Eukaryota; Viridiplantae; Streptophyta; Magnoliopsida; Solanales; Convolvulaceae.